CAAAGAGAUCUGCGUAAACAAAAUCUAGUGGCGUCUUUAAAAACAUAUUAUUCAUAGAAAUCAUACACGAUGACCACUGCGGCCCGUCCCACGUUUGAUCCCGCGCGCGGAGGAAGCGGACGCGGUGAAAAAGAUUUGAGUGCACUUUCCAAACAGUACAGCAGCCGCGACUUGCCUGGACACACGAAGCUGAAGUACAGGGACCAAGGGCAAAACUCGACCGAUGAGCUGCGUAGCCGUGAUUUCCGUGAAGAGCUCGAGAAGCGCGAACGUGAAACGAAGCAGACCAAAGGCUCCGCUGUGCCUGUCGCCCGGCGCAGUGUCGACCAAGGGACGGCAGCGAUUGCCGGAGGCCCAUCCAAACGGCAAAAAUUGGACGCUCCCCAGAACCUGGACGCGGACGAUCCCGUUGACAGCGAAAACUCGGACUCGGACUCGGAUGAGGACGAUACGGCCGCACUGUUGGCGGAGCUGAACAAAAUCAAACAGGAGCGUGCUGCUGACAUGGCGAAGAAGGAACGCAGCAAACAGCAGGAAGAGGAAAAGAUUCGCAUGGAAAACAUCCUGUCCGGAAACCCGCUGUUGAACUAUUCGUCGACCGCCAAAGCCGAAAUGAAAGUGAAGCGCCGCUGGGAUGACGAUGUGGUGUUCAAAAACUGCGCCAGGUCCGAGCCCGAGAAGAAAGCCAACCAAUUCGUCAACGAUUCCCUGCGGUCAGAUUUUCACAAAAAGUUUAUGGAUAAGUACAUUAAGUAAGCUACUACGUAAAUAAUCCGCUUGUACCCUUCAGCAUGAUGUCACAUUGAAAUAAAACUGUACAUUUAUAUGG
Anopheles coustani is the source of this 829-nucleotide messenger RNA. RefSeq names its product protein CWC15 homolog (gene c12.1). Lineage: Eukaryota; Metazoa; Arthropoda; Insecta; Diptera; Culicidae. Gene Ontology annotation, molecular function: RNA binding. Gene Ontology annotation, biological process: mRNA cis splicing, via spliceosome. The transcript has a single exon. The record is from RefSeq and is a predicted model, not a curated record. Gene Ontology annotation, cellular component: catalytic step 2 spliceosome. The coding region runs from base 70 to 756 and encodes 228 amino acids.